UCAUGAAUAUUAAUAAGCGUGCCUUCGCCGUAGUAGCGUCGGCGGAUUCGCGCACCGGCCACUCCACAGAGAGCAGCCGCGCAGGCGGACACAAGCUGUGCAGGUCCCCGCGAUGCCAGUCGGAUCUUAAGCCGCCCGGUUCACCCCGUGAGAAGGACAGGAGAGGACACAUUAAAAGAGCCCUGUUCCCACCUCACCCACAGACUCUCGGUCCGAAACGGGCAGGAGAAACAAAAGCAGACAUCGUUGAAUUGGAGUAAAGCGCGUCCUCCGGUGCAGCGCAGCUAUAAGAGGAUUGCUGUAUCCCAAGAACUGCAACGCCGCCUGAAGUGUGUUUAGACGGGGAAAAUGUCAUUGUCUGGGAAAGAAAACAGCACUAGCCCUCAUGCCAAUUACGUGGGACCGUACCGCUUAGAAAAGACCCUCGGGAAAGGACAGACAGGUCUUGUAAAGCUCGGGGUCCACUGUGUCACAUGUCAGAAAGUCGCCAUAAAGAUUGUAAACCGAGAAAAGCUCAGCGAAUCCGUUUUAAUGAAGGUGGAGCGAGAGAUCGCCAUCUUGAAGCUAAUAGAACAUCCACAUGUAUUAAAGUUGCAUGACGUCUACGAAAAUAAAAAAUAUUUGUAUUUGGUUUUAGAGCACGUGUCGGGUGGAGAGCUGUUUGACUAUCUGGUAAAGAAGGGCCGAUUAACACCCAAAGAAGCUCGAAAGUUCUUCAGACAGAUCAUCUCAGCUCUGGACUUCUGCCACAGUCACUCAAUAUGUCACAGGGACCUGAAGCCGGAGAACCUGUUGCUGGAUGAGAAGAAUAACAUCAGGAUAGCAGACUUCGGCAUGGCGUCCCUGCAGGUGGGAGACAGUCUGCUGGAAACCAGCUGUGGAUCUCCUCAUUAUGCGUGUCCUGAAGUCAUCCGGGGAGAGAAGUAUGACGGAAGGAAAGCAGACGUUUGGAGCUGUGGGGUCAUUCUGUUUGCUCUGCUGGUGGGAGCUCUGCCGUUUGAUGAUGAUAAUUUAAGAAACUUGUUAGAAAAAGUGAAGCUGGGUGUGUUUCACAUGCCUCAUUUUAUCCCACCGGACUGCCAGAACCUUCUGCGAGGAAUGAUCGAGGUCGACUCCGGUAAUCGGUUAACGUUAGAGCUGAUCCAGAAGCACACCUGGUACAUAGGAGGGAAGAAUGAGCCGGAGCCGGAGCAGCCGGAGCCCAGGAAGGUGGCGAUCCGCAGCGUCCCGUCAGCCGACGACAUCGACCCGGACGUCCUGGAGAGCAUGCACUCGCUGGGCUGCUUCCGGGACAAGAACAAGCUGAUGAAGGACCUGCUCUCAGACGAUGAGAAUCAGGAGAAGAUGAUCUAUUUCCUUCUGUUGGAUCGUAAGGAGAGAUAUCCCAGCCAUGAAGACCAGAACCUCCCUCCUCGCAAUGAUAUAGAUCCGCCGCGGAAGCGCGUCGACUCACCCAUGCUGAACAGACACGGGAAGAGGAGGCCGGAGAGGAAGUCUAUGGAGGUGCUGAGCGUUACGGAUGGAGGUUCACCUGUACCGGCACGACGAGCUAUCGACAUGACACAACACGGACAGAGGUCACGGUCCAUCAGUGGUGCGUCCUCUGGUCUCUCCACCAGCCCUCUCAGCAGUCCACGGGUGACCCCCCACCCCUCUCCAAGGGGCAGCCCUAUCCCCACCCCCAAAGGAACGCCCGUGCACACGCCUAAGGACAGCCCCACGGGGACGCCGACCCCUACGCCGCCCCCCAGCCCCUCCAUCGGGGGAAUACCCUGGAAGACACGCCUCAACUCCAUCAAGAACAGCUUCCUGGGCUCGCCGCGCUUUCACCGCAGGAAACUGCAAGUUCCCACUCAAGAGGAAAUGUCCAGCCUCACGCCAGAGUCUUCCCCAGAACUUGCCAAAAAAUCUUGGUUUGGUAACUUCAUCAACCUAGAGAAAGAGGAGCAGAUCUUCGUGGUUAUUAGGGACAAGCCACUGAGCUCUAUAAAAGCCGACAUCGUCCACGCCUUUCUCUCGAUACCCAGCCUCAGUCACAGCGUCGUCUCGCAGACAAGUUUUCGGGCUGAGUAUAAAUCCACCGCUGGCCCCACCGUCUUCCAGAAGCCUGUUAAGUUCCAGGUCGACAUUACGUACACUGAGAGCACUGCGGCCACCAAGGAGAACGCCAUCUAUUCAGUCACCUUCACUCUGCUCUCAGGUCCAAGCCGGCGUUUCAAGCGGGUGGUAGAAACGAUUCAGGCGCAGUUGUUAAGCACACACGACCAGCCGGGAGUCCAGCAGCUGUCUGGAAUUAUCCAGAAAACGUAUUAAAACUCCGCCCCCCACUUCCCUGCACAUCCUGAGACGGACAUUUAUUGACAGACGGCAUGUUUCAUGAUGAACAAGCAGGUUACCAAGGAGAUGGACGCGUCAUCCUUCAUCAUACUCUUCCCUUCCCGCUCUCAGUUCUCUCUGAGGACUAAAAUAUGAAUGCCCACACUUGUUCCCACUCAACCUGUGUGCUCCCCUGCCAUCAUCUCAGCACCCCAACCUGUUAAAAUGGUUGACCAGCCAGUGGGAACCGGCUGCACCAACAGGCUCUGUUCCAAAACGUAGUGAGCUGCCUCUAAGAAACCUCACUCUGAUCAAAUCAUAAAGCAGCCCCUUAAUGCAAUGCAACAAAUUUAGUCAAAAAUGGCGUUAAAGAUGGGAGAGAAAGCACUCUCUGUGCUUUAAUUGAAAUAAGGACUAUUUUGCCCAAUAUUUGAAUGUUAUGUAUUUUUUUGUACAAUAAGGGAUGGAGCUGUUAGCAUAGCAACAUGCUAACGUCAAACUGUUGAAAUCAAUUGAACGUUGAGUCUCUCUGUGCAGUUGUUAGCUUAGCAACAUGCUAGCUGCAAACUGUACUGAAAUCAGUUGAGAAUUGAGCCUCUAGUGCACAUACUUCAGGACUGCUAUUUGUGUCACACAUAACGCUCUUUCACUGGGCCUUGUGCUGGAGUCAGUGCUCGACCAAGAGUGGCACUCGUUUAGAACUGGCUCGCACUUCCUCUGGCAGUGAGCAGAACCCUCUCCAUCACCGGCCCAGGAUUUUUUUGAGUGGAAAACCACAGCCUGGUUCCCAGUUGGGCUCCAGCUCUGGCACCAGCCCCGGUGGAAAAGCGGUAACAGAGUUGAAGUGUGUUUCAAAUAAGUUGUUAGCUUAGCAAUAUGCUAAUGGAAGACUCUGCUGAAAUCAAUUAAUAAUCAAGUCUGACAUUUUAUCUCACAUUUCUGACUUUUUUAUCUGAGAAUUCAGAUUUUUUUUCUCAGAUUUG
Molecule: messenger RNA, 3299 nt
Organism: Cyprinus carpio (common carp)
Lineage: Eukaryota; Metazoa; Chordata; Actinopteri; Cypriniformes; Cyprinidae
Product: serine/threonine-protein kinase BRSK2
Biological process (GO): intracellular signal transduction; microtubule cytoskeleton organization; protein phosphorylation
Cellular component (GO): cytoplasm
Molecular function (GO): protein serine/threonine kinase activity; tau-protein kinase activity; ATP binding
Source: RefSeq, a predicted model, not a curated record